Messenger RNA from Drosophila kikkawai, 1675 nucleotides. Its product is annotated as transcription factor Clamp. Gene Ontology annotation, molecular function: DNA-binding transcription factor activity, RNA polymerase II-specific; RNA polymerase II cis-regulatory region sequence-specific DNA binding. The record is from RefSeq and is a predicted model, not a curated record. Gene Ontology annotation, biological process: regulation of transcription by RNA polymerase II. NCBI's taxonomy places the organism in Eukaryota, Metazoa, Arthropoda, Insecta, Diptera, Drosophilidae.
GCCCAGGAUCCCUUAAGAUCCCCCAAAAUCUUCCCUCGAGCUGAGCCACGUACCCACCAUGAACUUCACUCCAUUUGGCAACACUUUCCCUGGGAAUAUACCCGGCCUGCCGCAAUUCACUACCAGCACAGCGCCCUUGGUUUCCACGGUUACAGCUGCCGUGGCGGAUGUGACGGUGACCACCACCAAUAACCCACAGCAACAGCAGCAGCAGCAGGAUGCUGCCGGCACUAGCAAUCGCUACCAGCAGCAACAGCAACAGGUCACACACUUUGGCCAGGCCAAUUUGGCCACCGGUCAGAGUGGCAGCGGGAAUAACAAAUUCCGCGGUGGCCAGGAGGAUGCACUACAGGGUGACAAGUACAAUGGGCACUUGGUGGCUGCCUCCCAGCAGCAGCAACAGCAACAGCAGCAGCAACAGCAGACGCAGUAUGCCACGGUGGCUUAUGCCAGUGCCACCACAACAAGCGCAGCAGCAGAUGCACUGCAAGCAAGCACUUCCGGCCAGCAACAACAGCAACAGCAGCAGCAGAUGCAGCAGCAACAAGUGACGGCGCCACAGGAACUCACCCAAGAUCUGUGCAAUGCCAUUCUGCAGCAACAAGUACUCCAAAAUACCUCUUGGCAAACACUGACGCCGGGCACCACCGUGGCCGACUACCUCUCGCAUCUUCCAGCCAACACAUUGCCCCUGUCGCUGCAUCACUUCCUCAAGUAUUCCGCGGAAACGAUAAAAAAGGAGAAUCAGCAAAAUGUGGUACUUCAGGUGCAGACGGGACCAGCCAUAGGCAUCAAUACCCUUGGCACCACAACCAUUAGUAUACCUCAGCAGGAGCAGUUGACGCUGCAGCCGCAGCAGCAAACGACCACCUUGCAGGUGCAGCAGGCCCAGGCGGCGGUCACGGCCACAGCGACGACGGUUACAGCGGCAACUGGAGCCGGAGCCAGUGGCAGUUCCUCCAAGAAAAAGAAGCGCAAAAAGCGUAGCAAGGAUCGAAAACCCAAGCUGCGACCUGGAGAGAUUCGUUUGGGAACAGCGCUCGAUGGCAGCCCCUUGUACAUGUGCCCCGAAUGUCAUGUGGCUUACCCAGAGCCGGAGCUUCUCGAAGUCCAUCUGGUGGGUCACAACCUGGAAAAGCGGUAUGUCUGCGAUAUAUGCCAGGCAUCCCUGAAGCGCAAGGAUCACCUCACCCGCCACAAGCAAUCGCAUAAUCCGGAUCGACCCUACAUCUGCACCGUCUGCCUGAAGGCCUUCAAGCGGAAGGAGCAGCUGAGCCUGCACUUUGUGAUUCAUUCCGGGGAGAAGCGGCAUCAGUGUGCCGAGUGUGGCAAGGGUUUCUAUCGCAAGGAUCACUUAAGAAAACAUACACGCUCGCAUAUAGCCAGGAGGGUCAAGGCGGAGCUUAACAGUCAUGUUCGUAGGGAGAAUGGCACUAGCAUGCUGCAACCAGUGGUUACGGAGGCCACCACGGCAGCCUUGCAACAUGCCAAUCAAUUAGCCAGCCAACAGCAACAGUUGCAACAGCAGCAACAGCAACAACAACAGCAGCAGCAACAACAGCAGCAACAGCAACAACAACAGCAGCAUCACAUAGUGAUCACCCAGCAACAGGCACCGCAGCAGCAACAGCAGACAUCGCAGCAGCAGCAGCAACAGCAGCAAAUGAUAAAUUAG